Messenger RNA from Dermacentor silvarum, 3617 nucleotides. Its product is annotated as neprilysin-1. Gene Ontology annotation, cellular component: plasma membrane. The record is from RefSeq and is a predicted model, not a curated record. The coding region runs from base 10 to 2157 and encodes 715 amino acids. The transcript has 8 exons. Gene Ontology annotation, molecular function: metalloendopeptidase activity. NCBI's taxonomy places the organism in Eukaryota, Metazoa, Arthropoda, Arachnida, Ixodida, Ixodidae. Gene Ontology annotation, biological process: protein processing.
CCGGCAGCCAUGCACUACCUCCCAAACCUGCGUAAGAUCAUCACCAAAAGGAAGAAACAGAAACCAGGGCGCGUCAAGCUGCACGAGCCGCUGGACUUCCAAGUGGAGAGCAGCAAGGCCUCGACCACAUCGUCGGUGGCCCCCGCAGCGGAGCUGCCGCGCCAGGUGGAUACCGUCAGUGGCAGACUCAGGCCCCGGUUGACGCGCGCGGCCGCUGCGGCAGUGGUGCCCGAGGAGCUGCGCAACUUCGCCGAGGGCUUCCCCUGGCGCCGUGCUAUGUACGGCGGCGUCGCCCUGCUUGUAAUCGUAGGCGUGUGCGGGGUGGCGCUGUUCGUGGCCUGGAACUUCCCGGUGGAACAGCCAACCUGCGGCGAGGACUGCAUGCAAUACGCCAAGCUGCUCAACGAAUCCAUGGACUGGUCGGUGGGGCCCUGCCAAGACUUCCACCGCUUCGUGUGUGGUCGCUGGAAGAACACCACCUCGGUGCGACGCAGUAUUACCGAUCGCUUCAUCGACGCAGUCGUCGACAUCUCCAGGCGUGCGGACGUCCAAGCUGUGGGACAGACGGUGGCACAGAAGGCGGCGCGGCUCUUCAAGUCGUGCUACGACAUCGUGACGCAGGACACUGACUACGUGCCGCGCAUCCGUGGAUACAUGCGCGACGCCAAGCUGCACUGGCCAAAGCACCCUUUGUCGCGUGAAAGCGACUCGGUGGACGUGUUACGAAGCAUGCUUGAACUCAGCGACAAGUGGGGGUGGCCUUGUCUGCUCGAGUUCCAGCCCGAGUUAGUCACCGAGUCCGUGUUCCAGUUCCAGAGGUACGCGAUAGCGCUUGGCACGGUAUCGUCAGCCCGCCGGACCUAUUUCGAGACGCUGUAUUCUCACUACGGCGGCGGCGUCGACGAUGGCGUCACCUUCGAAGAGAUGCUGGACUACGAGAACGAGAUCAUGCUGCCGCUGUUAUCAGUGUACUACGAACCGCGCAGGAGAUACGAGUUCCAAAAGAACUUCUCCGAUACCUCGGGAGUAUGGGAGCGAUGGACCAGUGCCAUAGAGGAAUACUACGAUCUGUCCGGAAACACGCAAAUCGCGAUCUUCACCACCAACCAGCUGUACCUCGAGGUGAUCAUCGAGCUAAUCUCGACGAAAGAGGUCAUCGUCGAGCUCGUCAUAGGCUGGCUGGCCGUCCAGUUCACCGCGCGGUUCGCCAACCGACAGCUCAUCGCGAGCUACCACAACAGCGUGGAGCAAGCCGAGCAUUUCCACCGGCGGGCCUGCCUCGGCAUUUCCGUCUCGCUCACUGGGAUCGCCCUGUUCCUGCCCUACCUGGAGCGCGUCUACACGGAACCCGUACGUGACGACACGGGGAGAAUCGCGAGGCAGGUACGCCGAACCGUGUACCAGACGCUCGAGCGCGUCACCUACCCUUGGGCCGAUCUCGACGCCGUCUUCAUGUACAUGGAAAUCUCCCGGGCGGACGACAUAGAGGCGAGGUUCUCCCACUACCCAGACAUGGAGGCCAGCUUCGUGAAGAACCUGCGGGACGUGAUCAAGGCCAGUCGUCGGACGGACCUCGAACUCAUCGGCGUGAUGUCCACGCUGUGGCUGUUUAGCGACGACCUCUUCCACCCGCGCAUUACGCGCGAGCGGCACGACUACUCCCUCAAGCCGCCCAUUCUUGUACGGCCCAUGUACCACGUGAACGCGCCUAUGCCGGUACGCCUGGGCACCUUCGGCGUCGAAGUGGCCAGGGCUACUCUCACAUCCUACGAGGAGCUUCAAUUCCAAGGUCACAGGGCAGAUGUCCUGGAACACUACCAAUUGUGCUUCGUGCGUGCAGCGGAGAAAGAGCGGAAAGAGGAGUUCAACCCCGACUGGAUCGAGAAAGUGGAGAACGCCAUGCUGUACGGCGCCGCCAUGGACGUGGCGCUCUCGUUGCUCAAGCUGGUGCCGUCCUUCGAUGAGGACCGCCUGCGCAACGUGCCACUCACGGGCCACCAGCUCUUCUACGUGGCCCACUGCUACACGCAUUGUGGCGAAAAGGACGGCCCGACGGCGUGCAACCUGCCUUUGAGGUAUAAGGAGGACUUCGCGAUCGCCUUCUCGUGUCCGACGCAGAGCGACAUGCGAUCCGAUGAACAAUGCAGAAGCUUCUGACCGGAUGCCUCGGCCGCGUUAUACAUGACCGCGCGGUGUAUAGUGCGACGUAGUGUUCAUUUUAUAAACGUAGUAAUCAUGUACCUAAAACUGCGCGUAAAACUCUUGACACGUUUCACAUAUAACGACAGCGUUAGCACGCUUGCCGAACAUGCAUAUCUCUAGUAAGGGCUGAAAUUGUUUUUCUUUUUUCCUUUCACUCCUGCUACUGGUGAUCCACAUACACAGUCAUCCGAAGCCGGGCAGCGAAGCCGGUCGGAGAAAGAAGCAACAAAGUCACCAUGAACUAAUGUACACCGUUAAGUAUGCAUAAUGAUGUAUAUCGAUCUAGAACUCGCACCUUACACCCCUUAUUUGGUAUAAGGGUGUGAGAUAUAGGCCUAUUUACACCCGCAUUUAUUUCUGAGAGUGUAAAAUAUUUUACAGUGCAGCCAACACUUGCCCAGCGCUCAUCCUUCUGUGAUCAUACUAUUCGCACGAAAGAAUUAAGGAAGGAGGGCAGAUAAACCCUUUUAUUCGGGCUCUAGUUCCUUGUGUUGGCUUACGUUUCCCGAAGUUGUUGCUGUGAAGCACAGAGUAAACUACAUGAGCCGGUGUACUUGUUUUUCUCGUGUGAAGUGCUAUUUCUUUUACGGCGUAAACUGUUAUGGGCUCAUUCCAAUAGCCGUUUCUGGUCGCGAUGAUGGCGCCGCCGCCCUGUAAUCACUAUCGCCGGAAAUGCGAAAAAAAGUACCCGCUCUCCGCCGGGAUCGCACCCAGGCCCGCAGCGUGGGAGUCGGAUAGUUUACCACUGAGCCACGCAAGUACUUGCUAUCAGGCAGAAGAAAAAUUCCCUUUAUACGCGCCCUAUAGGCCGGCGUGCAGGCGCAGACGACCCGAGUCUCCGCCAGUAUGGUUGCGCCAUCUAGUUAACGUGCCUGCAACCACCGCGUGCGACGAGAUGCGAUUCAGACGCGAUGCGAUUCAGGCAAGGCGCGCAAUCAACGCUAUCCCGAUGUUAGAUGUGUGCCACGUAUUCUGGGAACUUCUUCGGUACACGUUAUGGCGUCUCCUCGCAAGGUACGAACCGCUGCUGAAGAAGCGAAUCGUAGUGCUACGUGCGCAGCUACAACCAGGCUUGAUCGGGCUCAGCAGGAUGCUGUGCAGAGAGCAUUACAAGCCGCAGCUCGCCGUUGACGCCGACGCUGGGCGGACAGUUCAGAUUGUUAUCGUCAAAAUCGAGGCGAAGACAUUUUGCCGCGAAGACCUCGUUGUGUGGUGCCGAAAUUGGAGCUACUAUUGCGCCGCUCAACCAGCUUACGCUCUGACUGUGCUGCGCGUGCCGCGCAGGCCUGUGACUUCUUUAAAGCGAAGCUUUAUGUGGCUAGACGAAACAAAAAAAUUAACUCCCCAAGCACUCCGUACAGAUGGUUAAUCAGCGAAGCGGAGACGUGCGGCCCCGGUGUUUAUCACUGGGUUAA